This is a messenger RNA of [Candida] anglica, 3673 nucleotides long. The record is from the annotation of a GenBank genome assembly. NCBI's taxonomy places the organism in Eukaryota, Fungi, Ascomycota, Pichiomycetes, Serinales, Debaryomycetaceae.
GCGACAUGCGUUCCGAACCCCCCACCCGGAUAUCCGAGCUCCGAGCGAGCCUAAUCGGGAACAAGGACCUUAAAUUUAAAUUAUGUAGAGAUUUGAUGGCGGUACGAGAAAUCGUGUCAGACUUGCGCGCGGGGAUCCGCAGCUUGAUCCAAGGCAACGAGAACGACGGCUGGUCCGUGAACACCACCACCACUCCCUCCGGUGGCCCACUGUGUGCGCCGCUCGCCGCAUUGGAGGACCGUGCUGUGGUGCUCAAGAUGGUGUGCUGGUUCAGUCGUGAGAUGGGUGUAGUGGUGCCCUGUUCUGUCAAUGAUUCGCAGGCGGCGUCGUUAGUGCUUGAUGAAUGUGAGCCAUUGGUUGACGAAAUUGCCCAAUUUUUGGGAUUUUUCAUGGCAAAAGUGUUGGCCCGUGGCUCCAUGCUCCCGGGAGCCGGUCCACAGUACGUGGCCCGGUUUGUACGUAUUGCUAGAGACUUGCUAGACCUUGUCUAUUGCUUGUACCAUCAGGACCCUCAUCGGCGUGGGAUCUCGUCUCCAGUCUCAACCACCAUGCUUUGGCGGUGGGUCACUGCCCUGGUGAUCUUUAUUGGUGAGGAGAACGAUCGGUACCCUCUCCACGACAACUUGUUGCUUGUGCAGCUGUUACGGCUUGUCCCGGUGCUCCUUGAGAGCAACAGUGAUGGGGUCAAGACCACCACCUUGUUGCUGGCCUUGCUUCAUCGUCUUGAUAAGGAGUGUUCCAGGAUCUAUUCCGGGCAUUUCCCCGACGUCGAGAGGAAGGUUGCUUCCCUGUGGGACCGCGAGCCGCUCCGCUGGCCCCUGCUCGGGGGGAGCCACUGCGUGGAGCCUGGCUCCUCUACGAGGAGUCCCUUGCACCCAGGACCGUCACAAGAACAGCCGCCCCCACGGCUAGUGGCCCACGGAGUGCCAGCGGAGCGGCUUGCUAACCCCGUAGGGUCCCACAAAGACCAUGAACCCUCCCUUCUGUGGAUCCAAGGAAGGGGUCCUAGCUCCACUGCUGAACCUUUCCUCGACCCAAAUUUGCCCAAUGUAGACCCAAACCCGCUUUUCCUCAAGCAAUGCAUCGACAUGCCCACGUUGUCCGCGCUAGUGACCGCCAUUGCACAGGUGUUCAGCUACCUGAAGCAACACGGCUAUCUGGUGAGCAAGGAUGAGACCGCGGUGGUGUUGCCCUCAAGAGUCUACUUGUCUCUCUUGGUGAUGCUCAAGGUGGAGGAUGCGGCGCUAGUCACCUCGAUCUUGAACCUCUUGUACUUCUACCUAGACAAUAUGGGCCAGGUGGCCGUAACCAUGACCAUGACCGUGGCUGGUUCCAGCCACCAGACGGAGCAAGACGAGUUGAUUUUUGCCAAUUAUCGGAAAUUAUUCCCAAGGAUCAAUGAAAUGAUCUUGAGGAGUCAGACUGAUAGUAGUAGUAGUAUUAGUCCACUUCUUCUCUCUCCAUGUAAAAUCCUUGCCAACCUCUGUACGUCAUACCCACGUCUCAGCACCGACUUGAGGAGAACAAACAUCGAUACCAAACUUUUGAAUCUCUUGGAAUCUUCAACCAAUGGCCUGUUACCGCUCAAAUGGUUCAAAGAGUUGAAGAAAGAUCAUGCCGGGAAAUUGGCGGAUUUCACUCGAUUCUCCGCCGUUUCUGACUCGGGCCAUCUCUCUGAUUUGUUACUUUUACUCUCGGUCUACUCUUCCAAUAAGGAGGAGUAUCGGGGCCGUGUGGUUAAUGGUACCAAGACCAUGAUUUUAUCGCAAUCUGUGGUGGAAAUCAUUGCCAAUUAUGAGUUUCUUACCGGUCAAUUUGAACUAAUUGACGAACAAAUCGCCCGGGAAACUAAACCCGAGGUCUUGGUAUGGUUGGGGAGAAAUCUAACCAUCAUGGUGGCCAUUUUACACGAUGAAAUGUUCACCAAUAUGUUUUAUUUGAUUAGAAGUUUGUCUAGAUCAGUCAGCUUAUUGAGGACAUUUUUCGUUGAAUGUGAUAAUGAAAGAUUGGAAAAUUCUCUGAGUGAUGGUUCAAAUGGGACUUUACAAUAUUCCAAUGGAGAUCAGGGCCAUUUCAUCAAAAAUUUAUUGAAUAUUCUUGAGAAAUUACCUCUGGUUUGUUCAAUUAUUGUAAAAUAUUUGAAAUUAUCUGGUGACAGGGCCGCUAAUAAUCCCACUAAUGAUCUUUUCAAUACAUUAUCUACAAACAUAAUCAUUCUACUUGGAAUCUUUGCCAAUCUUGUGCUUGAUUUCUCUUCAUUUAGACAUUCCAUUGUUAAUGAUUCUUCAUUUCUUUCGACUCUUUAUGAGAUCUUUACCAGGUUUGUCACUCUAGAUGGGGUUGUUGAUUCCUCCUUGAUCCAACACACCGUGCAACACACCGUUCUACAAGUAUUGAAGAAUUAUACCUACAAUGAAACCGAUGAGAAUAAAAGAGAUCUAGUGGAAAACUUCCCCCUUGCACAAAUCUUUGAGAAAAUGGUUUAUCAGGGCAAAGAUAGAAAGAUGGAGAGUCUCUCUAUUCAUCAGAAACAAGAACAAGAAAAGGUUGUGGCGUUUGAUAUCAUUAGAAAUUUGACCAGUGGUAGUAAAUGGUUCAGUGAACAAGUCCUGAUCCAAUGGAGUCAAUGGUGUAGAGAUCAAGAAAUUGCGACGGGGGUUGUCCCCAACGAUUGGUAUGACUUUUUGGUCGAUACCAUGGGAGGUGGUGCCCGAUUUGUGGAUCUUGUAGAUGAAAAUUAUGUCUCCAUUUGUCUUUCAAUUAAUUAUAUUGAAGAUCAUAGACAUACAAAUAUGGAGAGUCUUCAAGAGAAUAUCUCGAGUAAAGUGAAGAUUUUGGCCAUUUGGUUGGAUUUUUUAAAGAUGCUGCUGCUGCUGCUGCAAAGUCAGCUGCUGCUGCAAAGUCAAGAGUCUCUGCUGCUAAUUGCAAUCAACAACUUGUACUCCAUCCAACUCUCCAUCUGUUGGAUUCUCAUCAAUUUAACAUGGAAAAGUGGCCGGUCACUCAUCUCUCCGUCUGAUCGUUUCAAACUAUAUGAAACCAUCCAAACCUCCUCUUCUUCAAGGAUCGAUAUCCCUGAAGAUGAUGAGGAGGAUCACGACAUUCUCAUGGAAAACACCUCACAUUCACAGACCCAAUCCCAUGCUCAUGGACGACUCUUCCCCAAUGAAACAGCGGUGGAACGAGCAGAAUACUUGAGAAGUUUUGGCUUUCUUGGCGCUUUGAACCAUUUAAUAAAGAAAUUGGGUGAAAGUCAAAGUGUUUCGGCCCCCAACAAACGAUUUGAUUAUUUCAUGGGCAAUGAUUUGUUUGAGAAGGCAAGGACGGCAAGACACCAGAUCUUGGAAUUGACUGGUGGUGAUAGAAGCUACUCGCUGGGUGACAGGAGAGGGAGACCUUCACAAGACGCCUCCAGAAGAAGCUGGUCGGGUGGAGACCACGACAGAUCAAGACCUGAUCGGUUGGGACAAGGUGGUGGAGCUGACACCGUCACUGACAGACCAACGGUCAAUCGUGGAGGUGAAGGAUAUGGAUAUGAAUCCGACUCUGAAGGACUUGAAAUGGGUCCAUCAGACGAGGAAAUGGCCGUUGAUGAUGACGAGGACGAUGAAGACAUUGAUGAAUGUUGGAUUAGAUAACACCGGGGCCACACUGCUGGCAGUAGAUGAAUACA